AUGGCGCACAGCUGUCGGUGGCGCUUCCCCGCUCGGCCCGGAGGGAGCAGCUACUCCGGCACCGGGAGGAGAGCGGGCCGGAUAAGGGUCACCGCCUCGCUGCGGAACGUCCCGGGAGCCCAACCGCAAGCCGCUGGCCUCGGACCCGGGUUUGAUGCUGCACUCCAGGUCUCGUCGGUCAUCGGGAGCAACCUGCAGAAAUUUCGGGAUGUUUUGGGGGAGUCCAGUGAUUCGAGCAGCGCGGAGGAGGAGGUGUUUAGAGGAUUUGGAACAAGCACUGAACAAAAAAGAACAUCAAGUACAUCAACAACUACUUCAGCGGGCCCACCUAUACAAGAGAAGAAGCCAAGAGGACGUCCACCGCGAGCCCUUGCUGCCCUAAAAGCUGCUGCUGGAGGCCGACUUUCCCCCUCUUCCUUUCUCACCCCCUCACAGGGCAAACCUGAAAGUCCUGAAAGACCAGCUGAGAAGGUCAAGAGGUUGCCAGGGAGACCACCUGGCACUGGGGAAAAGCGAAGAGGCCGUCCCCCAUCGUCAGGUUCCAAGAAAGGUUGGAGUGCAGGUAGCCAUGCGGCAGCACAGGACAGUAGACAAGCUGGGUCUGAGUCGAAGGUGGACUUGGAAGGGGACAGAGACAGAAAGGGUACAAAGAAAACACCUGUCGGCUCUGCUCAACCACAAGAUGCUAAUGGUGCGCGGGGUGAAUCCAAAGUUAGCAACGUGAAGAGAGCGACUACACUGACAUCAUUCAAAUCCCGGCUCAAGGCGUUGCCCAGUGUGCCUCGGCGGAGGCGCGGACGCCCGCCCUCAGCAGAGCGACUCAAAGCUGAGGCGGCAGCGGUUCAGCUGUCCGCCUCCACUGAAAGCGAGGAAGGAAAACAGAAAGCCUCCAAAGGAGUGGACAGAGCCGCCGAAUCACAGCAGUCCAUGCUGACUCAUGUGAAUGCUGGGGAAAACCAGGACUCUUCCAAUCAUCCCUCAUCAUCAUCUCCUUCCGUGCCAGACCGGGCAGUAGGACUUCGAAAAAGCCCCCGACACAGAAACCCCGUCAGGAUUGUCCCACCGGCGAAGCGCACUGAUGCAACUAUCGCUAAACAGCUGCUGCAGCGGGCCAAGAAAGGUGGUAUCAGGAAGCCACAGCUGAAGAACAUAAGGCAGUUUAUCAUGCCUGUGGUCAGCACCGUCUCCCUUCGCAUCAUCAAAACCCCAAAGCGCUUCAUCGAAGAUGAAGGGAACUUUUUGUCCCCUCCCCCUCAUAUGAAGAUACCGAGGAUGGAGGUACCAAACCCAUCAGUCUCAGAAACUGCCCAACCAACACCCACCACCUCUUCCUCCCCCUCGUUGGCGGUGGCCCCCACUACAGCAGCCACCACUAGCACCGGUACUACUGCUCCCAAUGACUCCCUUUCCCCUCCUGCACCUCCAGCACCCACCCCUACUGCUCCACCAACAACUGACAGUCUGCUCAAUAGCAAUACCGACAAUGCGGCCAAUGGGCGAUUCAGCAGUAGCGCUGCUUCUUGUGGCUCAAGUGCAGUGUCACAGCAUUCGUCGCAGCUAUCCUCUGCAGAGUCUUCCAGAUCCAGCAGCCCCACUCUGGAUGACUCCUCAUGCGACUCUCAGGCUUCCGAAGCCACGCAAGCGUUGUCGGAGCCUGAAGACCACUCUCCGCCCUCGCAGAUAGAGAUGGAGCCCAACGUAUUACACAGCUCCCAACCUCCCUCGCCUCCUUCAGAGCCGGAGCGUGUUUUACACAAGAGGAGUAGACGUGGACGGAGAGGACAAGGGGUGAGUCGAGGGAAUCAAAGCCAGACUACAAGGGAGACACUCACCGCCAGUGCCAAAAAGCCAAUCAUAAGCCCACCUACGGGAGUGUUGUUGUCCUCUUCCUCUCUUUUAAACUCGCAACAAGUUUCAUCCACAGCGUCGUCUUCCUCUUCGCCUCCACCUCCCCCACUCCUCACACCACCACAGCCUCCACAGUCAGCCUCAUCUAGUACAGCUGCUAUUAGUGAACAUCACUCUCAGUCCCCUUGGCUGCCACACCCCAUCCCUCCAUUCAUGUCUGGGUCAUCAGUGCUAGCCAACAUGUCGGGCAAACGGAGCCGCUCCAUUUUGAGAGAGCCUACCUUCCGCUGGACGUCUUCGUCCCACCCUGAAUACCAGUACUUUUCCUCUGCCAAGUACGCUAAGGAGGGCCUCAUUAGAAAACCAAUCUUUGACAACUUCCGUCCUCCCCCUCUCACAGCUCAAGAUGUAGGCCUGCUGCCUCAAGGUGUCAGCGGAGUAAGCGGGGCUGCUCCAGGUGCCUUCCCGACACAAAGCGGAGGAUCAGGAACUGGGAGCCGCCUGUUUGCCCCUCAUCACCCUCACAGUCACCACCAGCAUCCCACCUCGUCCCGCUUUGAUGCCCCAGUCCAGAAGCGUAGCCCGUUGCUACGUGCACCACGUUUUACAGCCAGUGAAGCUCACUAUAGGAUAUUUGAGUCUGUAACACUGCACUCGUCCUCUGGCAGCAGCCAGGGUUCUCGUUCACCACACCAGAAGUUGCCAGUAUCCAGCAGAAGCUCAAGGCGUAAAAGACGCCUGAUUACAGGAAUACUACGUGGCCAAACACGGUCUCCUUCGCACUCCAUGACCAGGCGCAGCAGUCAAAUCGGGGGCCAGAUGUCUUUGGGGAGAGGCUCGUGUGAGAUGUCUGACUCUGUCUCUAGUAGUACCCAAAGCUCCUUGCCGGGGAGCUCUGCCACUCCACUCGCUACUAGUGCCUUAACUCCUGCUCCUUUUGGCGACUUUUCUGUUUCCAUGGGUCUGAACUCACAGGGGAUACCUGACAGCAGAAGAGGGCCAACUGGAAUCCCACAACCUCCCUUAUCUACGGCAUCGUCGUCCUCCUCUCCACUUCUCUCACUCUUUCCUUCCAGUGACCAGGACACAGGGCGGGGAGCUGGAAAAGGAAGUAAAGAGAAAAACAUGUUGGCUCCUCAGGAGGCAGCUCAAAGGGACAAAGAAAGGGAUGCUGAAAAAAUCAGGGAGAAGGAAAAUAAAAAGGAAGGGAGGAAGGAUAUAGAGAAAAGGAGUAAGAUUACCACUCCAGACGGCUCCCCCAUUGCACCCUCUAGUCUGUUUAUAGAUGGUCGGGACUCCGAAGAUGCACUUUUAUCUCUUGCUCCGAAAAAGGCCCAGGGGAGAAGAAAAUCAAUGUCAGUUGAUGCGGUUACAGACACUCCAUCCUCUGAGGGGCGCAGUCUCCAUGCCCCCAUUACCAAUUCCAUUGCGAAGGAACGGUAUCUUAAGAAGGGGAGAUCCAGUGAGAAAGGAGCAGAUGUGGAGGAUGGGGAAAACGAGGAAGAGAAACAAAGUGCUCUGAGCCAGCAGGUGGCUAGCCUUCCAGGGCAGCCAGGCAGACAACAUCUCCCGGUCUCUUCGCUUGGAUCCGUGCUGGAACAAGCAGAGAAACAACCUGUUGCUGACAAGCGGGUAGUUGGACUUCUAAGAAAGGCCAAAGCCCAGCUCUUUGAGAUAAAGAAGAGCAAGCUAAAGCCUGUGGAUCAAACCAAGGUCCAGGGUCAAGAGAGUGACUCUUCAGAAACCUCCGUACACAGUCCACGGAUAAAGCAUGUGUGCCGCCGUGCAGCUGUGGCUCUUGGCCGUAAUCGCGCGGUGUUCCCUGAUGACAUGCCCACACUUAGUGCCUUGCCCUGGGAAGAAAGGGAGAAGAUCCUGUCUUCCAUGGGAAAUGAUGAUAAGUCAUCAGUAGCUGGCUCAGAGGAGGCUGAGCCUCAAUCCCCACCUAUAAAGCCACGGGAGACACGGCAAAAGGCUGUUCAAGAAGCUCCUCCCAAAAAGGGUCGGCGGUCACGACGCUGUGGCCAGUGUUCAGGCUGUCAGGUUCCUGAGGAUUGCGGGCUCUGUACCAACUGUCUUGACAAGCCCAAGUUUGGGGGACGAAACAUCAAAAAGCAGUGCUGCAAGAUGAGGAAGUGUCAGAACCUGCAGUGGAUGCCCUCAAAGUUGUUUCUUCAGAAGCAAAGCAAAGUUAAAAAAGACAAGAAGAAGAACAGGUUAGCUGAGAAGAAAGACGACCUCAUACCAGUUAAAGGACAGAAUUUGGAGUCUGGCACCAAACUCCCCACUGCACCGCCAAAGGAGGAAGCUCCCCACAAAAAGAGUGAAAUUGCUCCCCCUGAUCCAGGAGAGGAGAAGUCAAAACAGCAGUCAUCACCACAACCAUCCUCUCCAGCCCCGUCAUCUUCUCCUUGCCCUGAUGAAUCCCCACAAACCACCAGCGCGUUCACGACGCAGGCCCAGUUCCCGGAACAGCUCUCUGUUUCGAGCAGCAUCUCUAGCAAGAAGGGACACAAAACGCAACAGCCAGCCUCGUCGUCGUCUUCCUCCUCCUCAUCACCCUCCUCCUCCAGCUCAUCAUCGUCCUCAUCCCCCUCAUCUUCCUCCUCCUCGUCCUCAGCCCAAAAUUCCCCAGCACCUUCCCCGUCUAUACCAUCUUCUCCCCUACAGCCGCAGGCGCUGGUGAGCAGUCAGACACCCGCAGAGAAAGAUGCUUCACCCAAGAUUCCAUUAAAUGAGCCCAAGAGGAAGACUCAGCAACAAUCACCGCAACAGCAGAGCUCAACCGCAGCAACGUCAGAUACAACUGACCCAAAGCAGCCGAAGAAGCCAACUUCUCGGUCAGUUCUGCCAUCUCCAAAACAAAAACCAAAAGACAAGAUGCUGACCACUAAACCCCCCAGCAGCUGUACUUUAAACUGGCUGGGCACUCCCUCGACUAGGGGCCAGGUGAAGCCCACGGCGCCCUGCGACGGAGUGCAUCGAAUCAGAGUGGAUUUUAGGAGGGACCAUGAUGUGGAGAAGGUGUGGGAGGCGGGUGGCCUCAGCCUGCUUACCUCUGUGCCUGUCACACCCAGAGUGCUCUGCUUCCUAUGUGCGAGCAGUGGAAAUGUUGAGUUUGUUUUCUGCCAGGUUUGCUGCGAACCGUUCCAUCUCUUUUGCCUGGGGGAGUCUGAGCGUCCUCUCCAGGAGCAGUUUGAAAACUGGUGUUGUCGCCGAUGCCGCUUCUGCCAGGCCUGCGGGCGCCAGCACCAGAAAGCUAAACAGCAGCUGCUGGAGUGUGAUAAGUGCCAUAACAGCUAUCACCCGGAGUGCCUGGGUCCAAACCACCCUGCAAGACCCACCAAAAAGAAGAAAGUCUGGAUAUGCACUAAGUGUGUGCGCUGUAAGCGUUGUGGAGCCACCAAACCUGGGAAAUCCUGGGAUGCCCAGUGGUCACAUGACUUUUCCAUGUGUCACAACUGUGCCAAACUCUUUGCUAAAGGGAACCCUUGCCCACUUUGCAAUAAGUGCUAUGACGACAAGGACCACGAGAGCAAGACGAUGCAGUGUGGACGCUGCGACCGUUGGGUUCAUGCUAAGUGUGAGAGCCUGACAGAUGAAAUGUAUGAGCUGCUGUCAAAGUUGCCAGAAAGUGUUGCCUACACGUGUACCAAAUGUACAGACCACCAUCCGGUGGAGUGGCGCACAGCGCUGGAGGGGGAACUCCAGGGCCGCAUUCGCCACGUCCUCACUGCACUGCUCAACUCACGCACCUCCGCUCACCUCCUGCGCUAUAGAAAGGUGGUAAAACCUCCGGAACUGAACCCUGAGACCGAAGAGAGUCUUCCAUCUCGUCGCUCUCCUGAGGGCCCAGAUCCGCCAGUCCUGACUGAACCCCCUUCUGCUGCCCCCAGCAACUCCCCUGCAGACCUGGAGUCUGUGGAGAAAAAGAUGGAUAAGGGACUUUACAAGUCUGUGCUGGCGUUUAGUGACGACAUUGCUCGAAUCAUCCAAACAGCAUUCAACAGUGAUGGCGGUCAGCUUGAAAGCAGAAAAGCCAACAGCAUGGUCAAGUCUUACUUCAUCCGGCAAAUGGAUCGAAUCUUUCCCUGGUUCAAAGCGAAACAGUCCCGCUUCUGGGAACGACCAAAAGUCUGUGCCAACAGCGGUCUUCUUCCCAAUGCUGUUCUGCCCCCAUCUCUGGACCACAACUACGCCCAGUGGCAGGAAAGACUGGAGCUGUCCCGCUCUGAGCACCCCCACCUCAUCAAAAACAUCAUUCCAGCCCCCUGCCCCAAGAACUCUGUUGAACCAGACACUCAAGCAAUCCCUCCCCCAGUCCUUCCGCCUCUACCGCCAGUACCUCUACUCAUACCAGAUUGUGACGACAGUCCAGAGCUUCCUCCUCCACCCGGUGUUAGUGAUAACAGGCAAUGCGCAUUGUGUCUAAAAUACGGAGAUGAAAACACAAACGAGUGUGGCAGAUUGCUGUACAUUGGACAGAAUGAGUGGACACAUGUCAACUGCGCAUUGUGGUCAGCGGAGGUUUUUGAGGACGAUGACAGCGCCCUGAAAAAUGUACACAUGGCUGUUCUCAGGGGAAGACAAGUGUGCUGUGAGAUGUGUCAACAGCCAGGAGCCACAGUCAGUUGCUGCUUUACCUCCUGUACCAGUAACUACCACUUUAUGUGUGCCCGCCAGGGCCACUGCAUCUUUCUGGAGGACAAGAAAGUCUAUUGUUCGAAGCACAAAGACCUAAUCAAGGGAGAAGUGGUGUCUGGCUUUGAGGUAACUCGCAGGGUACUAGUUGAUCUGGAGGGAAUCCGUGUAAAAAGGAAAUGGUUGGCAGGACUGGAGCCUGAAAAUGUCCACUUGAUGAUAGGCUCCAUGACUGUUGACUGUUUGGGCAUACUGACCGAUCUCUCAGAUUGCGAACGCAAACUCUUUCCCAUCGGAUACCAGUGUUCACGUGUAUACUGGAGUACUUUGGAUGCACGAAAGCGCUGUGUGUAUACCUGCAGGAUCCUGGUUUGUCACCCUCUUGUGGGAGAGUCUGAUUUUAAGAAUGUGGUGGCUUCUGAGGACAAUCUCACAAUAGCACACAGUCCGUCUUCUGUGCAAGACUUCCCUGAUCCAUUUGACUCUCCAAGGCGGUCAGAUACUCUUUCUCCAGCAAAGACACCCAAGCUCAGGGUCUACACCAGGAACCGGCACCCUAGCUACUCUUCUGCCAAUCAGCACUUGCAAGGCCCUAGUCCACUACCUUCUUCAGGUGGUUUAUCCCAACCUCAAAGUCAAACCGUUGAGAGUGCGCUGGAUCCUGUCACACGGAAUAUUGACUCCCAACGCCACAGCACCGCUUAUCAUCCAUCUCCUCAACAGCAGCACCAUAAAGAAAAAGCAGUGAAACCACUGGCUCAAAUUUUGCCGCGACCCCUUACCUCACCUCCUCCACUGAUAUCCUCACCCGCACGGGACCCAGAAAAGGCUAAACGUCUCAGCAAAGACUCAAUCCCGAGGGACAAGGAAAGGGCAAAACUGUUCAUGCCAGACAAAAUUAAACCACAACCUCUCAUGCAUCAGGGAGGAACAGACACAGACAAGAUUAGGGUGCUGAGUCGAGGUCAGGCAUUCAAGGAUCAUGAGAGGAACAAAUCAUCAAGUGACCUCAGGCAAAAGGACCCUGACAUUGGUGACUCAAUAGCCAAAGAGCAAGAAAAGAAACUGGCUAUGAAACAAUUGGACCGGGUAAGAAUUCCCGGAAAAAACUCUUCGAGAGAUUCAGAGAAGGGGCGACAAGUAAACCGAGACACUGAAAAAGGAAGACAGGUCAACAGAGAGUCAAACAACAAAGAUGCCGAGAAGAGCAAAUCCUUCUUUAAAGAUUCCAGCUCAAAAGAUAGUGAAAAAGCAAGAGUCGUCAGCAGGGAUUCAGGCCCAAGGGACUCUGAAAAACAUAGACAAUUUAGCAAGGAUGCUGGAAAAGACAGAAUAUCCAACAAAGACUCUGAUAAGAGUCGACCUAGCUCAAGGGACUCCAGUUAUAAAAGCACCGAGAGGAACAAAUGCCCAGGGAAGGAUAAUGACCCCGGAAGCCAGUCCAAACAGGGUGGGUUUGAAAGUAGGAACCCCAGGCUUGCACGUGGUGGUUCGGGCCAGUCAUCACCUCCCGUGGGAACGGCUGUACUCUCCAGCCAUCAGCAGAGAGGGGGCAGCACCAAGCAGGGUCACAAGCAUGGUAAACAUGGAAGCAAAGACCAGAAUAUUACUUUGGCUCAUCACAAGUCAACUUCUCACACCAUCCACUCCAAGGACAACAGCAAUUCCGAGAAAGACAGCAGUGUUACCACUGGAAGCUUAACACCGUCUUCCCUCUUCAAUGACUCAGUUGUUGGAAAAUCCAGCUCUCCAACUAUUGCACGGAAAUCAAACGAUUCUUCGUCAGCUCCAGCUGCAGGAGCGUCCAUGAAACCCCUUUGGCCUUCAAGGACACCAUCAGAUGAAGACCCAGUCAGACGAGAGUCUAUACAACUUGCCACCCCAGCCACAGCCGCCAAAGACUCCAAAUUUAAGGUGACAGGCAAUAAAGAGGUGUCCAAAGACAGAGACAGGGAGAAGAGUCUCAAAAACAGCAAAAACAACACAAAAUCGACACUCUUAAACAAUAACAGUAAAGCCACUGGCAGCUCAAGCAUGCUUAUUAAUAAUCCCACCUCUUACCGAAAUAGCAAUAGUACAGUUCAGAUGCUUGGAAGCAGCACAAAACCCCAUGGCAAGGUCCAGGUUGAGAAGCCAGAGAACCUGGGAAGCAUCAAGUCUUCUUCGAAGGGAAGAGAAAAUUUCAGCUGCAGUGUGACUAAUUUCCAAGGGAUGAAAAUGGCCUCUCAUUCCCAAAACAAGCCAACAAUAAAGCAGUUAGUAUUAUCUUCUCGAGAGAAAACCAAACCUGUGAAAAAGCCCACUGUAAAACAGCUGAUGCCUGACAAUAAGACUGACCCCAACGGUACCAGCAAUGUCGAUGGGAUUUCCGCUUCCUGUCCCACGACAACUACCUCUUCUGUUUCUCCUGCUGGCCAGGGGAUCCGUCACUGUGUUCGCUCCGCUCUCUUCUCCUCUUCUUCUGCCAGCAGUUCUGACAGCUCAGAAUCUGAUAACCCUGGUAACCAGACCAAAAUAGAGGACGAGGACAAAGAAUACCCAAGCGCUGAUCUCCAGGACCACCUCAGCCUCCUCACUCAAGGAACGGAAGAUGAUGUGGAAGGCACUGAUGAUUAUCAUGAGAGAGGUAUAGACGAUGUACAUCACGAAGAAGACAGCGACGGUUCAGGAUCUGCCAAGCGGCGGUACCCUCGACGUAGCGCCCGUGCUCGCUCUAAUAUGUUCUUCGGACUUACUCCUUUCUAUGGGGUUCGUUCUUACGGAGAAGAGGACCUGCCUUUCUAUGGCACUGGGGAUGGAUCUGUGCCCUUUGUUAAGAGGAGGACUGGUCGGAAGAAGUCAGCUGAAGGGCAGGUGGAUGGGGCAGAUGAUAUAAGCACCUCAUCUUCAUCAGGGGACAGUGGAGGUGAAGAAGACAGUGGAAUGAACCAGAGAGUUAAGGACCCAUAUUACUACAACUUCACAAGGACAAUAAUAAACCCAGGUGAGGGUCUUCCUUCAAUAGAAGGACUAGAUCAGUGCCUGGGUCGUGGCUCACAACUCCAGCGUUUUUUAAAAGAUGAGGAACAACAGCAGCAGAGACCACAAGAAAAAAAUGAAGAUGACAUGCUAAAUGCACUGACUUUUAGUAAGCAGAGCAUUGGUCAGCUGGAUGGCAUUGAUGAUGGUUCAGAAAGCGACACGAGCAUCUGCACUACCAGCACCACAACUGCCACAGCCACCUCCACUUCCACACCACACAAGAGUACUCCAAGAAGAAGAGGCAGAGACAGGCACCAGGAAAAACUGGACUCUCAUGAGUCUUCCAAGGAGGCACACACCAGCAGUGGAGGAACUGGAGCAGUGAGCGUAAAUCCUCGAGAAGGCCGAAAAGGACAGAAAGAGAACUGUCUCGCUUUAGGCGGCGUGGCUAAGUCACAGCAACAAAGUCAGGGCCAGGAUCCUCUUGAAGCUCAACUGUCCCUCAACUCAGACUCUGACAACAACAACAGUGAUGACUGUGGCAACAUCUUGCCCUCGGACAUCAUGGAAUUUGUUCUGAACACACCUUCAAUGUCAAUGCAGGCUCUGGGUCAGCAGCCCGAGUCCUCCUCUUCCGAGCUGCUAUUGGAUGAGGGCUAUGUGGGAGUGGAUGUUAACCGGCGUAAAGAUAUUCUGUUUGAUGAUUUCUCGGAGCCUCUGCCAACUCCAGAGACCAGAGGGGUCGUGGAAAGUAGUGUGAACAAUUCCAUAUCUGUAGAGGAGCCUUACAUUCCUCUUGAGCUCCCCUCUGAUCUUUCUGUGUUAACUACACGCAGUCCUACUGUGAAUUCCAGUCAGAACCAUACUACUGGUAGCCUCAUCUCAGAUACCUCAGACCGCACAAUGUUGGGCUUGACAUCUGACCCAGAUUCAAUGAGCGGAGAGAAAAGUGGGGACAAGAAAAGGGCAGGACCAGGAGUGUCACCUUCAGAGACUGAACAUGAUGCUACAACUUUGGGAAACAGGGAUAAACAAGUCACUGAAGGUCACAUGACCCCUGAGCAAUUUAUCCCUAGCCCUGCAAUUGGUCAAGUGGUCGAAACUCCAGGUAACCAGGACGCUUCCAGGAAUUCCGGCACUCCGGGAUUGCCAAAUUCUCCGUCACUUCCACUUCCGGGUCAAAAGUUUCUCCCUACCUCAGCUACAACUGCAGGCAGCAUCAGCCCUGUGCCUGGUACAGGACCAUCCCAAGUUCAGGUGUCCACACCAGCUGUCAUUAAACCGAGCACUGACAAACUCAUUGUUGUGAACCAGCAGUUUCAGCCUCUAUAUGUUCUACAAACUGUCCCAAAUGGAGUCACUCAAAAAAUAACAGCCACAGGAGUGAUGGACACAAGCUCUCAAGCAGUGCUGAGCUCCAUGACACUCACCACAGGCUUGAAUUCUGGGCUGUCUGCAUCACAGCAGAUAUUUCCUGCUGGCGGCAAAGUCUUAGGUACAAUGUCUCAUUCCUCUCAGAUUCACACAUUCAGAGGAGCAACCCAGGCUGGAUUCCAGACAGGCAUUCCGAGCACCACUUCAGGGCUUUUCAUUGGGUUGUCUUCUCAAGCUCAUGAACAGCCCCAGAUUCUUGUUUCCGAGGCAGGUCGACCACACGAGCUGGGUCCAAGUGUUGCUAUCGUUUCCAGUGCAUCUACUCUUACUGCAGUUCCGACUGUUCUUUCCUCUGCUCAUGGUAAGAAAAGGGCCAUCUCUCGACUUUUGCCGAAAAAAACAAAGAAAUUGGCUCGCUCAAGAAGUCAGCCUACUAUUGCCCCUGAUGUUGGCAAUCCCAACAUGACCCUAAUCAAUCUGUCAUCCCCUCAAAUAACUGCUAGCAUCCCCGGCCAGCCUGGUGGCCUAGUUGAGUUAAGCACCAUAACCGGCUCUCAGCGUAAAAUUCCCAAUAUAAUCAAGAGACCUAAAUCUGGUGGUGUCAUGUACUUAGAUCCCACUACACUCAUUCAGCAGAGAAUUCCUGCUACUGCCCAGGCUGGUGUGCUGGAUUCCUCCACUCGCAUAUUACCUUCUGGACUCAACCCCAGUCAGUCAGUUUUAAAUGUUGUUCCUGUGCCCUCUAGUGGUGCUGCCGGCCUCCUGACAUCAGGAUCAGUGUCCCUUUCCACGCCAGUACUCAGUCCGACUGAAAUAAGCGGACCAAUUAGCAACCUCUUGUUUAAGGCCAGCCCACAUGGGUUGAGUCUAUCUGAUCAGCCGAUGGUUCUUCAGUCAGCAGGGGCAACUCCUCUAGUAUCUCAACUCGGGUCCCCUGUUACAUCCAUAGCUAACAAUAUCUGUGUCCUGCCUUCGCAGCAGUCUUUUAGUGUUGCUGUCACUCAGCAAGGAGAUGCAGACGGCAGCACUGCGCAUUUGCAUCAGGCUUAUUCCAGAGCCCAAAACUCAGAGUCCAGUUCAGGCACCACGGUUGCAAUAGCGCCAGCCACUCCUUUGAGCCCAGCGAAAGGCCGUGUCGUUGGCGUGUUUACGCAGACAAACAGCUCCUUGCACUCUCAGAGCAGCAGAACCACCCCCCUACAUCGCAGCGCCAACCAAAGCCUGCAUAACUCCACUGGUGUUGCAUCUGCGACAAUUACAGUUACAAGGAUGGAAAAGGACAAACCCAAAGCCAAAAGGAGUAGGAAAAGCACUGACACGAAUAAUGGCAAAAAGAUCAAGAUCUCUCAUGCUGAGGUACAUCACAAGAACCCAGGAGCACAACACCCAUCAAAGUCCAGUCCUGAGCCCAUGGACACCGACGAACCCCCCAACAAGGCAACAAACAAGAGUGUCCUUGGUAAAAAGAAGAAUCAGGAGGAUCCUGGUUUCUCGGGAAAGCUCGAGGUCCAAGACAAACGUUCUCCUGUCGAAGGUUGUCUCGCAACUGCUCUACCGCCAAACCUAGAUGGCAGCAACAAAGACACAGGGCUGGACUGCAAACCCAAGAAGGGCAUCAUCUUCGAGAUUCGUAGUGAAGAGGGUUUCCACAUUCGCUGUGAAAGUAUUGAAGAUGCCUGGAAGUCGUUGACUGAUAAGGUGCAGGAAGCCCGCUCUAAUGCCAAGUUACGAAAGAUGUCCUUUGACGGGGUUAACGGGCUUAGGAUGCUGGGAGUGGUCAACGAGGCUGUGGUGUUCCUGUUAGAGCAGCUGUACGGCAAUAGGCACUGUCGAAGCUACCGGUUCCGUUUCCACAAACCCAAAGAAACCGAAGAGCUCCACAUCAACCCCCACGGCUCGGCUCGGGCAGAAGUCCACCACAGGAGAUCUGUUUUCGACAUGUUUAAUUUCUUGGCCUCAAAACACCGCCAGCCUCCUGAGUACAGGCCGCAGGAAGAAGAUGAAGAGGACGGACAGCUCAGGACUGCUAGACGCACAUCGAUGGAACUGCCGCUAGCUGUGAGAUUCAAAAACCUCAAGGCCACCUCCAAGGAGACGAUAGGAGUAUACAGAUCCCCCAUUCACGGCCGAGGACUGUUCUGCAAGAAAACCAUUGAUGCAGGAGAGAUGGUCAUUGAAUAUUCUGGGAACGUGAUCCGGUCCGUGCUCACGGACAAGCGGGAGAAAUACUACGAUGGGAAGGGGAUCGGCUGCUACAUGUUCCGCAUCGACGACUACGAGGUAGUAGACGCCACCAUGCACGGCAACGCGGCACGCUUCAUCAACCACUCGUGCGAGCCCAACUGCUAUUCGCGGGUAAUCACGGCGGACGGCCUGAAGCACAUCGUCAUCCUCGCCGCCCGCCGCAUCCACCGGGGCGAGGAGCUCACGUACGACUACAAGUUCCCCGUGGAGGACGCCGGCAACAAGCUGCCAUGCAAUUGCGGCGCCAAGAAGUGCCGCAAGUUCCUCAACUGA
Nerophis lumbriciformis (worm pipefish) is the source of this 13341-nucleotide messenger RNA. NCBI's taxonomy places the organism in Eukaryota, Metazoa, Chordata, Actinopteri, Syngnathiformes, Syngnathidae. The record is from RefSeq and is a predicted model, not a curated record.